Trichobilharzia szidati is the source of this 4739-nucleotide messenger RNA. Lineage: Eukaryota; Metazoa; Platyhelminthes; Trematoda; Strigeidida; Schistosomatidae. The record is from the annotation of a GenBank genome assembly.
GCUCGACGUGCAGCUAGACCAGAAAAACGAAAACCUCCGAAAGACUUUAAAAAUCCCCUAAAAGCAUUAGAACAAAGAGAAAAUAUCAAAUCUAACUAUGAAGAAGUACGUACAAACAAAACGACAGAACAACAAGCCAAUACAAAUUUAACACCAUUUCAACCAUUGUUACGUGCUGUGGAUCCAUCUUUGAAAGUUGGAUUAGAUUUUAAUGCGAAAAAUUCAAUUCUCGCUGAAUCAGCUAAAGCAGGUUUAACAAGCACCGAGGAUAUCAAUGAAGCAAAGAGUAAUUUACGUACAGUUCAAGAUAGACAGUCGUUUCGAUUCUCUUCAUCUGGACGACUUUUACCAUACAAGUCACCAAUGCUGUUACAUAUAAAAGGUCGACGACAUGUUCAAGUGCGUUUAGUUGCACCAUCAGCUAAAUCUAUGAAUUCUGGAGAUUGUUUCAUCCUUAUCACAACAAAUGAUGUCUUCGCUUGGUUCGGUGAAUCGGCUAACAUCGUUGAAGUGAAUAAAACUCGUGAAUUGGCUUCAUGGAUUUAUAAAAAGCAUGAAUUAUCAUAUCAUGGAAGUUUAAGCGAAUCUGUGCCUAACACAAGUGAUGGUUAUAUUUCAGUACAUGAGAAUGCAAAUGCCAUUGAAGAUGAUGCGGAGUUAGAUAAUGAAAGUUAUGUAGUUAUCAGUGACAAUGUAAAUCGAUCAUACUCUGCAACUUUGAAAUUUUGGAAAACUUUAGGAUAUGAUUCACCACAAAAAGUUCAUCCCGCUGGCCCACCUGAAGAAGAUGAACGUUAUGAACUGAUGAUUCAGCGUACAAAUCGAGUGUAUCGUGUAACACCGAAUGAAUUAGUACCGUGUGAAGAGUAUUGGGGUAAUCCAGUCAAGUAUAAGAUUCUACAAUCAGAUCAGGCAUUUGUUUUCGAUUUUGGCUCUGAAAUGUAUUUAUGGACAGGUAAACAAAUCACAUCAGAACUACGUCAAGCUGGUAUUGAAUUAGCCCAGAAAGCCUAUAAUAUGAAUUAUGAUUUUCGUCAAUGUCAAGUGAAUCCAUUGGAUCCAAUGAAUUCUCACAACAGUGAUAUACUGGCUUCUGGAAGUAAACGACCCGAUUGGACUAUAUUAGGUAAAGUAACAGACAAGGGUGAAACUGUUCUAUUUAAAGAGAAAUUCUUUGACUGGCCUGAUACUUCACGUGUUCAACUGAAGUCAUUAAAACCAGGAAAAUCAGCUUCUAUGGAGAGUUCACCUGCCGUCGCUUCAUUAGCAAUGGAACCGUAUUCAGCUGUUGAAUUGUAUGACAGCGCAAUCAAUAAUCCACCUCCACCUCCAAACUUACUGACUCUUGAAGGACGUUAUGUUGGUCGAGGUGGUAGAGUAUGCCGUUAUGAAGAUGGUAUCCUACGACAAUUUUGUGUAGAAACAGUUGAACUACGUGUAUGGCAUGUAUCUGAAUUUGCUAGAUUUGAAAUGCCUAUAACAAGUCAUGGACAAUUUCAUAAAGAAAAUACUUAUGUUAUCCGAUGGUCGUAUAGAAUAGCUCAUAAUAAUGCACGAAAUGGCAAUAAGCGUAAUAGUGAAAAUACUCGAGAACAUUGUGCUUAUUUCUUUUGGCAAGGAUCACAGAGUAAAAUCACGGAAAAAGGCGCAGCAGCUUUAAUGACUAUUGAAUUAGACGAGGAAAGAGGUCCACAGAUCAGAGUAAUAGAAGGAAAGGAACCGCCAGUAUUUUGUCACCUAUUCAAUGGUAGAAUGAUUGUACACGAUGGAAAGAGAACAACACCAAAACAUCCUAGUCCACGUAUGUUUAUUGUUCGUGGUGAAGUAAUGCAAGAAGGUCAUUUGAUUGAAGUUCCAGUCUCAUUGAGUUCAUUACGUCCACAAGGUGUAUUAUUUUUAAUCCAAUGUAAAAAGCUACUGGCUAGCACAGAUUCACCACAAAUUAUGAAAGCUUACUGCUGGAUUGGUCAUUUAGUCCCAGAGGCUAAUUUAAUCACUGCAAGAUAUGUUCUUAGUCAAUUAAAGAAAUGCUGUCCAUCGGAACUUGGUACAGAUUUAGGCGAUAUUUUUGAAAUUCACCAGAAUGAUAGAAAUGAAUUGUCCAAAGAAUUUUUGAAUAUUCUACAGUCAGAGGAUCAAAUCUCAGUUCCAUUGUGUCUGGAUGCAAUUAAGGCUCACAGUCGACUAGCUAUCUGGCAGUUCACCCAUCAUCGAGGACGUAAAUUAGGCGUUGAACGAUUGAAUUAUGCUCUUCAACCAGAUCCUUCAAGUUUACCACUGGAUGAUAAUACGUCAACAGCAAUAACUGGUGAAGGUAUCACUGAAAGAUUAUUAGCUACAAAAAACUUAGUUACCAGUCAAUUAUCUAAAGCUCCAAUAGAACCAGCAUUUCCAUUUCUACUUGGUGAUCUUUAUUGUACACCACAGCCGUCCUUAUUUUUGAUCGUAUCCGGUCUGCCAGCUGUUUAUAUUUGGCAAGGAUGGUGGCCUGUCUCUGGAAUGACAAAAUCUCGAUUUAUGUCACAAAAAUUACUGAGAUCAUCAUCCACGUAUAGUAGAUCUUCAUCAACAGCUGGAGAAUUUAAAAAUGAUGAUUCUAUGUGGAGUACAUCUUUUGAUGAUUAUUAUGAUCAAAAUUCACCAGUAUCAGUAGAUAGUUCAAUGGAUCUAGAUGAUAAUAAACCACCUGCAACAACAGGGACAGGUCGUGCACGUUUUUUUGCUGUGCGUAAAGCUGCAAUGCAUACGGCUAAAGCGCUGGCAGAUAAACUGAAUACAAAAGCCUAUUUAAUUUAUGCUGGAUUAGAACCUCCGGAGUUUUUGGCCUUAUUCCCACCGUAUGAUCGAGUUACUGAUUCAGUAGCUUAUCAUCAAUUUGAGGAGGGCAAAACAGAUGGUCAAAAAGAUUUAGUUGAUAAUCUAUUAGAAUCGUAUAGUUCAGCUGCGUAUACAUUAAGUGAUUUGCAACAACGUCCUCUACCACCAGAAUUGGAUGCAACCUGUUUAGAAACUUAUUUGGACGAUAAAACUUUCCAGGCUGUAUUUUCAAUGUCUAGAGAAGAAUUUGCAAAAUUACCCAUGUGGAAACAGACAGAAUUGAAAAAACCAUUAGGAUUAUUUUAAUCAGGAUCACUUCUCUCUCUCUCCCUGUGUGUGUAAGUGCUGUUCACAUCAAAACAAUCCCUACAAUGAAACACUCAGAUACACAUGCAUACAAAAGCGCACCGACACACACACAUACGCAUGUGCCCAAACAGAGAGAUGUAUCCUUCAGAAGUAUUUCCCUCCUUUCUCUUUGAUCCAUCUUGAUCAAAGCAUCCAGUCGUUUGUUUGUUUGUUUGUUGAAAUAAAGAAAACGAAAAAUAUCAACGCCCAUCAUCAAUAACAAUUUGAUGACAGCAAUUCACUUCAGAAAUGCAUAUCAUUCAGAUAUAUACAGAUUUAUAAACACAUAAAUAUACAUCACACACAUAUAUAAACCUACGAAUAUGAGAUCAGUAAAUCCCCCGGAAAUGAUCAAUCAGCGUGAUUUUUGUUGUUAAAGAGCGCUUCCAGCUCCUUGUCACAUUAAAUAUCCCUCUGGAAUGUCAUAAAACCACUUUUCUUCACACUAAGAAUAUUGACAAGCACAGCCCCCACCCCCUAUUCAUCACAGUAAUAAACUGCACAUAUACAAAUAUGUAAUUCAUAAUUUAUUUUAUGGUAUCUGGUUAGAAAAGAGUCUUUGGAGACUGACUGAUUGCAAUGUGUAUGAACUGUUUUAUUGCACUAUUUUUUUAUACGGAUAUAUGGAAAUAAAAUGAAGAUGAAGAGAUAUUAACGCAAUCCCACUAUUACUAUUAUUAUUAAUACUACUAACACUACUACUAAGGCGGUCAGUAGUGUCAUCCAUUGUCAUUGACUUUCAUGUCAUACUCAAAUCCUAAGCUUAUUGACUUUCUUCUCCUGUUAUUUUUUGAUAUUGUUCAUCAUGAUGUGUAAGUGCCUUCAUGUGUGUAAAGUGUGCCUGGUCGUAUUAUUAUCACUAUUAUUGUGAUUUCUAUGCAUACUGUACAAACCAAUACAUCUUGGAUGGGAUGGGAGGGGAGGAACCGACAAUUCACUGUGGAUUGAUUCUUAUAAGAGACGUUGUACUCCUCUGCCCUGUCUCCCUCCUCCUCAUCCCGACUACUCUACAUCACUCACUGAUAAUGAAAGUAUAGUUGAGGGGUGUAAUUUUUGACUUAUAUAGAUAACUGAUAUAUUAUUAUUACUUUUAUUAUUAUUAUUAUUAACUGUCUUUCAUCGUAUAAUGUGCAUAACAGUAUGGAUAGAUUAAACAUCACAAUGAGAAUAAAUACAUUCAUUUAUUUACUUACUUACUGUUUGCUGUGUUCCUUUGUAUUUAUUUAAUGUUUUAUUUUCACUGCUUCUACAAAAAUGACAUUGAGAACCCUCUCGCCCUCCCCCCCCCCCCCGACCGAAAUACACUCACACAUAAACUAAGUUUGUCAGUUGUUAUCUGCAGUUUCUACUAAUAGCUGCCAUUAUUAUUAUUGUUGUCGUUAUGAUAAACAUUGCUUGUGUCUUUUUUAACCUUUUGAGUGUCAUAAUCUCUUCUGUCUCUCUCUCUCUAUCUUGUUCGAUCGAUAUUUUCUGUGUUAUUUUAUAUGUACUUGAACUGAGUUACCCUUUUGUCUUUUUGUUUGUUUGUUUUUCCACAUAAAACAUAUUUACAUUAUACAUAUAUAUAAUGAUAA